AUCAUCAAAGUUAAGUUUUUUGAAAAGAAAAAGAAGAAAAAGAAACAAGUUUUAGUUAAAAGCAAAGCAAAAAGAAAGAAAUGGCAAAGAACCUCAACGCCGUCUGCUUCACCGUUCUAUUGCUUGUCCUCGUGAUGGCUUCAAGCGGAUUCCUCAAGAGCGAGGCUAUUAAGUGCGGUGAUCUAACCUGCCCUCCUUUCGCUUUCCACGAUGAGUGCCCGGCUGCGCACGGAACUACUGAUUCUAUUUGCUGCGACUGUUGUAUAAAGGCAUACGGGAGUGCAAAUAUCUGUUGGGCGAUUAUUGAGGGAACCGACAAGCAUUGCCAUUGCUACACAAAGGGUUGAAUUUGACAUAACCUCAUCUGAUUACCAAGUGUACCUUUUAUCCAUUCGGUGUGAGAGCACAUGACAUGUGUGUAUGUUUAUGUUCAAGUUUCUUUUGCUUCCAAAUAAAACAACAAGGGCAAAGCUUAUCAUUGCUUGUCCCUCCAGGU
Molecule: messenger RNA, 496 nt
Organism: Eutrema salsugineum
Lineage: Eukaryota; Viridiplantae; Streptophyta; Magnoliopsida; Brassicales; Brassicaceae
Product: defensin-like protein 206
Exons: 2
Coding region: 81-347 (88 amino acids)
Source: RefSeq, a predicted model, not a curated record